AAGGGGUCUGGUUUUGCAUUGGGGCUCGGGGUUGCAUAUUCUUACUGCAUGUUUUGAGGCCUUCAAAAAUUUUCAUUGCGUCGCAAAUUUUGCAUACCUCCAAAAGGACCAGGAGUAGGUCCAGAUGAGUUUUCGGAUACCGGUUGUUGAAGUAAUAGUAGGUCGGCGGGUUAGCAUCGAAGAGGAUAAUGUCUGUUCGAAACGGUUGUUCGCGGCUUUGUGGUCCCUCAAUUGUUUCCAACCAGCGUCACAUGGGCUCAACCUCUUACGUUAUGUUGAGUGGCCUGAAGAGUUUGCUACCGUGUUUUCAGGUCCGCUGAGCAGAAAUAUCGGCUUAACGUCUACAGUUUACAUCACUCUUCUGCAUCUUCCCGGCGGGCAAACCCGCAACUUCCCCGCAGCAGUCGAUUGCUGCAGGGCGUUUCCACAACAAUUGCGGAGUAGAAGAUCCUCUUGCAUGCACUCCGCAUGUCUUCUGCUACUCGGAAUACUAUCGGAGGGCGCGCCGCCCCUGCCAGCGAUCGUCUUGGCGCACGCAGCGGCUCGGCUGCGGGAUCCUCGAUUGCCUGAUCCGUGGCUAGCCGACCCUCUUCGGGCAAAGAACAAAGCGUCGUCCCUGCAUGACUCCGUGACACACCGAUUUUCUUGUGCCAAUUGAUAAACAUACGUAGGGCGUGCGUGUGAUAAAACUGUGCCCUGAAUUCUGGGACUUUAAAGCAUUGGUUUUCCCGCGCCUGAGGCUACACACUAUUACUUCUUUGUUGUCUUGAAGGUACUCAGGAGUGGCUAUUCGUGGAUAACAAUGGCCCCGCCCGCUGCAAUUGAGGUUGAGGCUGUGACCGAUACGUCGGGGGUUACCGUUCCGGAUCCGUUGACGGUGCCCGUUAAGAGUAAUGAAAUUUAUGGGCGGAGGAAGAAGGCAGAUAAA
Messenger RNA from Trematosphaeria pertusa, 928 nucleotides. RefSeq lists its product as uncharacterized. The record is from RefSeq and is a predicted model, not a curated record. The transcript has 2 exons. Lineage: Eukaryota; Fungi; Ascomycota; Dothideomycetes; Pleosporales; Trematosphaeriaceae. The coding region runs from base 125 to 658 and encodes 177 amino acids.